Messenger RNA from Linum tenue, 1393 nucleotides. The record is from the annotation of a GenBank genome assembly. NCBI's taxonomy places the organism in Eukaryota, Viridiplantae, Streptophyta, Magnoliopsida, Malpighiales, Linaceae.
CAUCAACGGAAUCUUAAACUCAAAUCAUCCAUCGAAAGGAACGCCUAACCAAUCGUCAGCUCGCCACUCACUCACUAGUCACUGCCCUCUUUCUGCUAUGGUUCCCGCUCUCAAUCUAAUCAUCCUUCCUUUAUGAGUAAAACUCAGAGUCAGAGGAAGAAAGAAGACGAAGAAGAAGAAUCCCAAAUCAUGCCGUCUUCGCCUAAAUCCUUCAGCGCCCGUCCGUUCUCCGCUACUCGCAGAUCAAAUGCCCUCGUCGUCAUCGUCUCCCUCUGCAUCGGAAUCUCCGGCUUCGUUUUCGGUCUCACCGCCCUCUUCGUUUCCCCUUCCGCUCGCCGUUGCGGCGGCAACAUCCGCCCGCGAUCGGUGAGUGUGGUGUGGGAGACCAAUGCCCUGACCAGUGAGCUGAAAGCAGACCGAGGCGGCCUCCUUCUCGAUGGCGAGAGGACGAGGCAUAAGGUCAUGGCCUUUGUAGGGAUUCAGACCGGUUUCGGAUCUUCGGGUAGGAGGCAAUCGCUGAGGAAGACGUGGAUGCCGUCGGAUCCCCAAGGGCUUCAACGCUUGGAAGAAUCUACUGGUUUAGCAUUCAGGUUUGUAAUUGGUAGAACCAAGGAUAAACGGAAGAUGUUAGAGCUUGACAAGGAAGUUGAAGCUUAUGAUGAUUUCUUGCUGCUAGAUAUCGAGGAACAGUACAGUAAGCUUCCUUAUAAAACAUUGGCUUUCUUCAAAGCUGCAUAUGCACUCUUCGAUUCCGAUUUCUACGUGAAGGCGGACGAUGACAUUUACUUGAGGCCUGAUCGUCUCUCCACGCUCCUAGCUAAAGAUCGGCCUCAUUCGAGGACAUAUCUCGGCUGCAUGAAGAAGGGACCGGUUUUUAGUGAUCCAAAACUCAAAUGGUAUGAGCCGCUUCACUAUAUGCUAGGGAGUGAGUAUUUUCUCCAUGCUUACGGUCCAUUUUAUGCUCUUUCAGCAGAUGUCGUUGCAAGCUUGGUUGCUCUCAGAAAUAACAGUUUUAGGAUGUUCAGCAACGAAGAUGUUACAAUCGGUUCAUGGAUGCUCGCAAUGAAUGUUAACCACGAGAAUGAUCGACAUCUUUGUGAAACAGAUUGUAGUCCGUCGUCGAUUGUCAUCUCGGAUAUUCCCACCUGUUCAGGGUUGUGUAAUCCAGAGACAAGAUUGUUGGAACUGCACAAGAGGAAGAACUGCACGGAUACACCAACUGUUGAUGAUUAGCAAUUUUGUUCUCCGUUACCCCGAUGAAGUUGGAGACCAGGAUUGUUCGCAGGGCAACCAUCCUUAUUGGUUUCUCCUCUCUUAAUAUCAUGUCUUGUUCUGAUUAUGAAAAAUGGAUAACAGAAAGUGGGCAGAGCCAAUUUUGUACACCAGCAACAUU